AUGAACGCACAACCCUUCACUGCGGCCUCCGAUUUGCCGCCGCCGCCGCCGCCAUCGCCGUUACCACCACCACCUGCCUUUGCGCGCGGUGGGUAUCAUUCGAACGGCGUACGUGGCAGCGGGAGGUUGAAACACAACCGCCGACAUCACCGCUUCUCCGACAAGAACGUUGUCGAUCUCUGCCGCCUUGACAGAAGCAGCAGCAGCACCAACGACAACAACACCAGGAGUAAUAGGAAUAGCAACAGUCAUAGUAUUAGUAGGAACAGUAAUAGGAAGAAUGGCGGUGACGGCACCCCGAGAGGGUGUAUCCGUGCACCGCACAGUAGUCAACCACCAACACCAGCACAAAAAGAACAACAACAAUGCCCAUCCACGCACGGUAGCUCAUCCAGUUUGUUGAGUAGUUGCACUACUGUACCACCUUAUUCUUCUUUGGGAAAAAUCUCUUCAUUUUCGACGUGUGGCCGUGAGCCACCGACAAAAAUUCUUGACUUUCUUUACAUUGGGGGUGUGCGUGAUGCCACAAAUGCGGAAUUUUUGCGUCGAGAGAAUAUUGUAACUAUUCUUAAUGUAUCGCGUGAGGAAUAUUGGUCUGUUGAUCGCAGCAUUGUUAUUCAUCCAUUUGCGGUGGAUGACACCACCGAGGCAAACAUUCAGCAGUUUUUUCGCCCAACCCACGUACUCCUUGAGCAAGUCCGUAAAGCGUACUAUGAUGCGAAGCAACGUGGCGCGAGUGUUUGUCCCCGCGCUCUGGUACACUGCCAACGCGGGAAGAGCCGCUCCGUCACCAUUGUGCUCGCCUAUCUGAUCUACCGCAACGGCUGGACAGUAGCAGAGGCGCUGCAAUACGUCACACGCCGGCGGCCUCGCGUGGAACCAAAUUUGGGUUUUAUUGACGCGCUUCGGGCGUAUCAGGAGUCGAUGGACGUGGAGGAGCGAACGCGACGCUGUAGUUCACUCGGUCUUGCUGUGCGUAACCUUCCACGAGAUACGGCGUCGUCGUUUGUUCACAAGUUCUUUGAGGAUCAUGUUGGUUGUGUGCAAGAGGUGAUGAUGCAUUCCUCCCGACCGAACCAAAACCGUAACAUCGCCGUUCCCAAUACCAACGGCGUUGACCAGGGCAAGCGCGGCAACGACGACAAUGACCCUCCCGCCUCCUUCGGGCUUUCAGGCAGGAGGGACGGCAACAGCAGCAGCAGCAUCUCUGUCAAAACUUGCGGUAACGAUGCCGAUGGCAAUACGUUGUGCCUCGUUUUCUUCUCCGCGGCGGAGUGUGUGCGGCUGGCCAAACUGUUAUACAUGCGACGGCCUGAGCUCUUCAAUGUGCUCGGUGUCGUGGAUGGUAAAGAGUUGCGGCUCACGAUCCCCAGCAAACUGAUAAGACUGUCGAGAACAGCACACGCCCAUUGCGAUGAUGGUGACAACACCCGAAGCAAGAAGUCUUCUCAGGGGGAGGAGGACACGCCGAAGGGAAACGCGGAAAAAAACGACGCAGGGACAUAA
Messenger RNA from Trypanosoma cruzi, 1506 nucleotides. RefSeq names its product dual-specificity protein phosphatase, putative. Lineage: Eukaryota; Euglenozoa; Kinetoplastea; Trypanosomatida; Trypanosomatidae. Bases 1 to 1506 code for a protein of 501 amino acids. Gene Ontology annotation, cellular component: cytoplasm. Gene Ontology annotation, biological process: protein dephosphorylation; negative regulation of MAPK cascade. Gene Ontology annotation, molecular function: MAP kinase tyrosine/serine/threonine phosphatase activity; protein tyrosine/threonine phosphatase activity. The record is from RefSeq and is a predicted model, not a curated record. The transcript has a single exon.